Molecule: messenger RNA, 918 nt
Organism: Fusarium keratoplasticum
Lineage: Eukaryota; Fungi; Ascomycota; Sordariomycetes; Hypocreales; Nectriaceae
Exons: 3
Coding region: 1-918 (305 amino acids)
Biological process (GO): ergosterol biosynthetic process
Molecular function (GO): C-4 methylsterol oxidase activity; iron ion binding
Source: RefSeq, a predicted model, not a curated record
AUGGAUGUGCUAAACACGACCAUGAAUUCGUUCAACCAGACGAAAGACUACUUUGUUGUCCUCGAAGAGGUUUCAAAGUACAAUGUCCAGCUCAAUUUCCUCGAGAAGCUCUGGGCCGCCUGGUACCUUUGGAUGCAGAACGACACCCUCGCGACCGGAAUCAUGAGCUUCGUCCUCCACGAGCUCGUCUACUUCGGCCGCUGCAUUCCUUACAUGAUCAUGGACUUCAUUCCCUUCUUCAACCGCUACAAGAUUCAGUCCCAGAAGAUUCCCACCCUGAAGGAGCAAUGGGACUGUGCCGCCAUCGUCCUCGUUAGCCACUUUACCGCCGAGCUUCCUCAGAUCUGGUUCUUCCACCCCAUCGCCACCUACCUCGGCAUGGACUACAACGUGCCCUUCCCUCCCGUCUGGAAGAUGGCCUACCAGAUCGCCAUCUGCUUUAUUAUGGAGGAUGCCUGGCACUACUGGUUCCACCGCGCCUUGCACUACGGCCCUCUCUACAAGGCCAUCCACAAGAUGCACCACACCUACUCCGCUCCCUUCGGUCUCGCCGCUGAGUACGCCUCCCCCAUCGAAACCGCCCUCCUCGGUAUUGGUGUCGUAGGCUGCCCCAUCGUCCUCCUCAAGGUCACUGGCGAGCUUCACCUCUUCACCAUGUACGUCUGGAUCGUCCUGCGACUCUUCCAGGCCAUCGACGCCCACAGCGGCUACGAUUUCCCCUGGAGCUUGCGCCACUUCCUCCCCUUCUGGGCUGGCGCUGAGCACCACGACCUUCACCACGAGAAGUUCAUUGGCAACUACGCCUCCAGCUUCCGUUGGUGGGACUUCUGCCUGGACACCGAGGCCGGUGCCGAGGCUCACAAGCGCCGCCGUGAGAAGAAGCUGGCUGCCAUCAAGGCCCAGAAGAAGGCUCAAUAA